This is a messenger RNA of Arachis ipaensis, 890 nucleotides long. The record is from RefSeq and is a predicted model, not a curated record. Lineage: Eukaryota; Viridiplantae; Streptophyta; Magnoliopsida; Fabales; Fabaceae.
UAUGAAGAAUCAAGAAUGUAUUAUAUUUUUGUGGCACUUUUGUGAAUAGAAAAUUAGAAAUCAUAGUUAGCUUAGAUAAGAUUGCUAAUCACAUAUUUCUUCAAAUGUUGUUUUGCUGAAUUCAUAUUUUAGGGUCUUCAAUUCUUCAUAGUGUUGGUGAUUUAAUCAAGAAAGUAGCUUAGAAAUUUCAGAGAGAUUGAAGAUGAGAAAUGUUCUGUUUUUCGGCAUCUCUUGUAGAAUAUAGUGCUAGAACUCAUGCUGAGAAGACAUUGGUAUCCAAAGACAAAAAACUGAAAAUGGAAAGAGAUGAAGUAGUUAAAAUUAAGAUCAUCCCUCCACCUGGCUGUGGGAAGAAAAUCUAUGAAAUUGAUCCACUUUUGCUCACUCACCGCGACCAUCUUGAUUUCCGUUUCGGACGAUACUUGAGAUUGCGAGAGGAUAUCGACAAGCAUGAAGGUGGCCUAGAUCCAUUUUCUCGCGGCCAUGAAAAUUUUGGCUUUAGGCAGAGUGUCACAGGAAUUACUUAUAGAGAAUGGGCACCAGGAGCUAAGUCAGCAGCAUUAAUUGGAGACUUCAACAAUUGGAAUCCAAAUGCCGCUGUAAUGACUCCGAAUGAAUUUGGUGUGUCGGAGAUCUUCUUGCCAAACAAUGCAGAUGGUUCGCCACCAAUUCCUCAUGGAUCUCAAGUCAAGGCCCCUCAGAAGCACCAGAAAUAUGUUUCUCAUGUUCUUGGUCUCCCCAUGUCAAAGGUAGUGUGCAAAACAAAGCGAAUUGGUGGUGGAUUUGGGGGGAAGAAGACAAGAUUCAUUCCUAAGCCAUUCACCAAAACAGAACUCAAUAUCAAGUGUUUCCUAACUGAACAACAACAUUCACACAUGUACGAACAUUGA